GGAGGAGGUGUGGAAGAAGAAGGGAGGCAAUUGGUGGAGGAGAACGAAAGAAACUGCGGAGUUCAGUCACUUCCGCAAUCUGCACCGUGUGAGCUCCCGGGACUGAAGCCCAUUUGUUCCCGUUUGGACCCCGCAUCCUGCGGGAGAAAGCAGCAGCAGCAGCCCGGCAGAGCCGAGGCUUUCAGAGGCAGCGGGACCCAGCGAUAGAGAGAGUCCUGAGUCCGGGGAGGAGGAGACAUCAGGGUCUGGUCUCCCAGCGGCUGAAGGCUCAGACUAUCCCCGAAAGAGAGCGCAGAUCCGCCGGGAACAUGACCGCGGACGUGGCGGUGUCUCUCUCUUUGCUCGCGGGGAUCGUCGCGCUGAGCGACGCGACCCGCAGGUCGUUGUCCUGGGCCCUCGCGGACACCGGGCUCUCGGUGUACGCGGUGGAGCUCGUGUCCACCUUCCAGCUGUGCUGCUGCACGCACGAGCUUAAGCUGCUGUCCGAGGUGGGCGGCAUCGAGACUCGACUCGCGCUCACUUUGACGUACCUGGCGUCCGUGGUCCACGGGCUCACCUUCAGCGGGGCCAUCGGCAACCCCUCCGGUACCCUUGAGCAAGCUUACCGCACGAGGCUCUCGGGCGGGUGCGCCCUGCGGCGGAUCGCGUGCCAGUUUGCUGCGGCCGCCGCUGCAAAAGCCGCGGUUCCGGUUAUGUGGGGUAUUGGGUUGUCAGGACUGCACGUGCGACACAAGCUGAACGGUUACCGGUGCAUGAGCCCCAUCCACGCUCCGCUGCCCGAGGCUGCAGCUGUGGAGCUCGCAUGCGCCUUUGCGGUUCAGACUGCUAUAACCCACACGCGAUCGGUGGAGGAGAAAUACCGCGUGCACGCGGUAGCUGCGGUCAUCGCAACAGUGGUUUACGCAGGUGGAAGCGUGACAGGAGCAGUGUUUAACCCGGCGUUGGCCUUCUCCACACAGUUUCGCUGCAGUGGGAACUCCUUCCUGGAGUACUGUCUGGUCUACUGGCUGAGCCCGCUGCUGGGUACGAUGAUCUCCGUGCUGCUGUUUGAUAAACUCGUCUCGCUGAGAUCGAUAAAGUCCUCGUCUCUCCGUCUCCCCCCGGGGACCAAGGACACCAAGAAGACGGCCUGAGCACUGCAAACCCAGAGCAUAUGUCCUUGACACUGUUAACAAGCUGCUGAUUGCAGUCGCCACGUAUUAGAAGAAGAAGAACAGCACUGAUAUGCACUUUUUUUACAGCCCUGAAGAGCACAUCCUAGAAGCUACACUCUAAGAAAUAUCUGUAAAUUAACAGAUGUAUGACUGUGAAUUUGAACAGAAACUGUCCGUUGUUCGUGAAUCACAGCUACAUUUCUCUUCAUUCACAAUAUAAUGGAAAAUGUUGAGUGUUUUUUACCAUUGACACAGUCUUUUAACUGAAAAAUUCUGCUUUUCAAUUACUGUAGAAAGUCCGGGUAAUAAGCUACCGGUCCUGUUUCUGUUAUUUUACGGAUUUGUUUCUUAGAGUGUAGCUAGUUCUUUUGUAAGAUAAAUCUCUUAACCCUUGUGUUGUCUUCCCGUUAACCAUGAACUUGCCCUUCCAGGUCAAAAUUGAAUUUUUGUUUGUGCUUUUCUGAUGCUUUUGUCACUUUUCUGAUUUAUUCCUCACUUUUUCCUCAGCUUUUGGUGCUUUUUUUUUUUUAAACCUGAGCUGGUUUAAUGACAGGUUUUACACUUAUUCUUGGACUUCAUGGUCAACAAACCUCAUUUGUAUCAAAUUAUGCACACGCUUUUUGUUAAAAAGGCAGAAAUUAGGAUUUAUUUUGACUAACAGUUAAGAUCUGAGGAUGUUGAGACAGGUAGAUGUUAAAAGUUUAGUCCGGUUUUUGAAAAAUAAUUCAAAUGCUAUAAGAUUAAAUAAAACACCCCAAAAAUUCAAUGAAAUUAUUAAUUUUACCUGAAGAACGUUGAAUCAUCCAUGUUGUUUUUGGGCAAUUUGGUUGAUAGAAAUCCAUAUUUC
Molecule: messenger RNA, 2001 nt
Organism: Etheostoma spectabile (orangethroat darter)
Lineage: Eukaryota; Metazoa; Chordata; Actinopteri; Perciformes; Percidae
Gene: aqp11
Product: aquaporin 11
Exons: 3
Coding region: 309-1133 (274 amino acids)
Biological process (GO): transmembrane transport
Cellular component (GO): membrane; cytoplasm
Molecular function (GO): channel activity
Source: RefSeq, a predicted model, not a curated record